Messenger RNA from Rhea pennata, 1093 nucleotides. RefSeq lists its product as uncharacterized. The coding region runs from base 63 to 872 and encodes 269 amino acids. The record is from RefSeq and is a predicted model, not a curated record. The transcript has 3 exons. Lineage: Eukaryota; Metazoa; Chordata; Aves; Rheiformes; Rheidae.
GUCCCCAGCCUGUAGGAUCCAGGGGAUCCUGGGGGCCCCGGGGUCAUGGGGUCCCUGGUGCCAUGUGUCGUCCCCCCCCGGCCCCCCUCCGUCACCUUGUGCUUCUUGGCAUGGUCGCCGUGGUGGUGCUUGGCCCCGUCCAUGGCUGCAGGAUGCUCCAGGGAUCCCGGAUCGCAGCCGCUCGCUGGAUUUAUGGCCGCGGAUGUGAGACCUUGCCCUGGGCGGCGCCGGCCGGGCCGGGCCGGGCGGGGAGAGGGGCGGGGGCCCCUCGGCCGGGCACCCCGCUCUGGCAGCCCCGGGCGUUCCCCCCGCCCCCCCCCCGGCAGCCCCCGCCGUGGCGUGCAAAGGACCCAGGCGUCCGGGCUCCUCGCCCCGCCCCCACUGCCCUGCCGGGGGACCCAGGCGUCCGGAGACCAGCCCCGUCCCUCCCCUUCUCCCGGCCGGGGCCCGCGGGGAGCCCAGGCGCCAGCGCUUCUCGCACCAAACCCGCCCCCCCCCCCCCCCCCAAGGAAAAGGGGGCCCAGGCGUCCUGGCGGACCUGGGGACGGGCGGCCGCGGCACAGCGGAGCAGUGAGCGCAGCCCUGCCCUGGUCCUGACUCCCCCACAGACCCUCCUCCCAGGACGAUGGCAUGUGAGCUCUUCCUCCUCUCCUCUGUCUGGUUCCUCUUCGUCAUCUUCUGGAUGGAAACCAUCAGUGUGUGGCUCUUCCUGUGCAACUUCUACCAGGACCGGGCGUUUUACCACUGGGGCGAGCGGGUGCUACUCGCCGACCCCGGACACGCGCUGUACAUCUUCGCCAGCUGAGCUGUCACCCCCCCGACACAACAUCGUCCUGCAGGACCAAGCACUGACAUCCGUGCUGCACGGGUAGCUGGAGGCAGCGAGGGCAGCUGCAAGCCAGCGGCACUGGGCUGGGGAGUGGGGGGCUGGUGCCCCCGGCGCAGCCCGGGACAAGCGGGGCAGCCUUUGCCACCCCAAGCCCUUCAUGAGGACGCCUGCGGGAGCCCGGAUGCCGCAGUGUUAGGACCAACGGCCUGAUUCGAGCAGCAGCAGGCAGGCGAACCUGAGCAAAUAAAGAGCUUCACGUCCGCA